GCUGCUUGCUAUGCUACCAGUGCCGGCCGUUCCCCCCAAUUGUACCAUUAACGCUCGACACCAUGGACACAACAGACACCAACGACGCGCCCCUGGCUAGGGUCGAACAGCCCAACGGGGCUCUGGCCGUCAACAAUGCGCGCACCGAGUUCCGGUCCAGAGCCGAGAUUGAUCGCAUCCGCCGCCUCAAGCAGGCGCAGCUAGCCUACGGCCGCGGCCGCCGCAUCGACGUCAAGAGCGUCAAGGACAAGAAAUUGCGGCGCAAUCUCAACAACCUCGAGAACAAGUACAAGACGGCGGCCUUGAAGGCCAAGGAGGCCGAGAUCCUGCUCGAGAACUCGUCCGGCUUCCUAGAGCCCGAGACAGAACUCGAGCGGACCUACAGGGUGCGCCAGGAUGACAUCCAGAAGGAGGUCGCCAUCGAGGUGGCGCAGAAGAAGUUCGAGCUGAAGCUCGAUGCGCUUGGCCCCUAUGUGUGCGAGUACAGCAGGAACGGGCGGGAUCUGAUCUUGGCGGGGCGGAAAGGCCAUGUCGCGACCAUGGACUGGCGGGAGGGCAAGCUUGGCUGCGAGCUGCAGCUGGGUGAGACGGUCCGGGAUGCCCGCUUCCUGCACAACAACCAAUUCUUCGCGGUGGCUCAGAAGAAGUACGUUUACAUAUACGAUGCCAACGGCGUCGAGAUCCACUGCUUGAGAAAGCACGUCGAGGUCUCGCACAUGGAGUUUCUUCCCUACCACUUCCUCCUAGCGACUUUGAGCAUAAGCGGUCAGUUAAAGUACCAAGACACAUCCACCGGUCAAAUCGUCGCCGAGAUCCCGACCAAACUUGGAACGCCCGUCUCCCUAACGCAGAACCCGUAUAACGCCAUCCUACACAUCGGCCAGCAGAAUGGCACGGUCACAUUGUGGUCACCGAACUCGUCACAGCCGUUGGUUAAACUUCUCGCCCACAGAGGGCCUGUGCGGUCACUUGCAGUCGACCGGGAGGGACGAUACAUGGUGUCGGCAGGGCAGGACAACCGGAUGGCCAUCUGGGACAUCCGAAACUUCAAGGAGGCCGUCUCCAGCUACUUCACCAGAUCACCCGCGUCGUCCGUCGCAAUAUCAGACACGGGCCUCACGGCGGUCGGGUGGGGGACCAAGACGACCGUCUGGAAGGGCCUCUUCUCGAAGGAGAAACCGGUGCAAGAAAAGGUCCAGAGCCCCUACAUGACGUGGGGCGGCGAUGGCCAGUCGAUCGAGCGCGUACGGUGGUGCCCGUUCGAGGACGUGCUCGGCAUCGGGCACUCCCAGGGCUUCUCGUCCAUCAUCAUCCCCGGCGCUGGCGAGGCCAACUACGACGCGCUCGAAGUCAACCCGUUCGAGACCAAGAAGCAGCGGCAGGAGGGCGAGGUCAAGGCCCUGCUGAACAAGCUGCAGCCCGAGAUGAUCGCGCUCGACCCCAACUUCAUCGGCAACCUGGACCUGCGGUCCGAGAAGCAGCGGCAGGCCGAGAGGGACCUGGACGCCCCGGCGGUGGACAUCGCCGAGGAGAUCCGGAACCGGGCGCGGGGGAAGAACAGCGCGCUGAAGAAGUACCUGCGCAAGCAGCGCAAGAAGAACAUCAUCGACGAGAAGCGACUCAAGGUCGAGGAGAUGUACAAGGAGAUGCAGGAGAAGAAGGACGAGCGGCACAAGGAGCGGCAGGCCCAGCUGGGGCCGACGCUGUCGAGAUUCGUGCGGAAGGAGUAGGAAGUAAUGAUACCCGGAUGACCUGGCCAUGCAUGCUAUUCCGUGAUGGCAAGGUGCUGUGUGGGAGGCUUACUCCUCUGUCGUAGCACUCACUCCGUGCGGUAUUGGGGUAUCAACCAAGACCCAGC
This is a messenger RNA of Thermothielavioides terrestris NRRL 8126, 1858 nucleotides long. RefSeq lists its product as uncharacterized. Gene Ontology annotation, cellular component: 90S preribosome; nucleolus; small-subunit processome. Lineage: Eukaryota; Fungi; Ascomycota; Sordariomycetes; Sordariales; Chaetomiaceae. Gene Ontology annotation, molecular function: protein binding. Gene Ontology annotation, biological process: maturation of SSU-rRNA from tricistronic rRNA transcript (SSU-rRNA, 5.8S rRNA, LSU-rRNA). The coding region runs from base 63 to 1730 and encodes 555 amino acids. The record is from RefSeq and is a predicted model, not a curated record. The transcript is spliced from 2 exons.